This is a messenger RNA of Penaeus vannamei (Pacific white shrimp), 1824 nucleotides long. Lineage: Eukaryota; Metazoa; Arthropoda; Malacostraca; Decapoda; Penaeidae. The record is from RefSeq and is a predicted model, not a curated record.
AUGCGCCCAACGUUGGUGGCGCCCAUGGAGACCCUGCCCCCCUCCUACCGCCCUACACCCCUACUACCGCCUCCCACCGGCCUACCACUAACCCUCCCAACCACCCCUCCGCCACCUGAUACAGGAGUCCACCUGCACUUAAUCAACCCAACAACACCAACGCUCCAACACCACGCUCCAACAACAACUGCCAACGCUCCAACCAACCAACAACGCUCCAACGCUCCAACACCAACGCUCCAACACCAACGCCCAACACCAACGCUCCCCAACCUCCAACACCAACACAAACGCUCCAAACACCAACGCUCCAACAACGCUCCAACACGCUCCAACACCCGCUCCAACACCAACGCUCCAAACCCAACAACACUCCAACACCAACGCUCCAACACCAACGCUCCAACACCAACGCUCCCAACACCAACGCUCCAACACCAACGCUCCAACACCAACGCUCCAACACCACGCUCCAACACCAACGCUCCAACACCAACGCUCCAACACAACUCCAACACCAACACUCAACAACACCAACGCUCCAACACCAACGCUCCAACACCAACGCUCCAACACCACGCUCCAACACCAACGCUCCACACCAACGCUCCAAACCAUCGCACCAAAAACGCUCCAACACAAACGCUCCAACACCAACGCUCCAACACCAACGCUCCAAUCCACCAACGCUUCAACAACCAUCCAACACCAACGCUCCAACCCAACUGCUCCAACACCAACGCUCCAACACCAACGCUCCAACACAUAGCUCCAACAACAACGAUCCAACACCAACGCUCCAACACCAAACGCUCCAAACACCAACGCUCCAACACCAAACGCUCCAACACCAACGCUCCAACACCAACGCUCCAACACCAACGCUCCAACACCAACGCUCCAACACCAACGCUCCAACACCAACGCUCCAACACCAACGCUCCCAAACACCAACGCUCCAACACCAACGCUCCAACACCAAAGCUCCAACACCAACGCUCCAACACCAACGCUCCAAUCCAACACAAACGCUCAACCCAACGCUCCAACACCAACGCUCCAACACCACGCUCCAACAACCAACGCUCCCAACGCUCAACCUCCAACACCAACGCUCCAACACCAACGCUCCAACACAACGCUCCAACACCACCGCUCCAACCCAACGCUCCAACACCAACGCUCCAACACCAACCCAACAACGCUCCAACACACAACGCUCCAACACCCAACGCUCCAACAACCAACGCUCCAACACCAAACGCUCCAACACCAACGCAUCCAACCAACGCUCACAACACACCAACGCUCCAACACUCCAACACCAACGCUUCCAACACACCAACGCUCCAACACCAACGCUCCAACACCAAACGCUUCCAACACCAACGCUCCAACACCAACGCCCCCAACACCAACGCUCCACACCAACGCUCCAACAACCAACGCUCCAACACCAACGCUCCAACCACCAUCGCUGCCCAACACCAACGCUCCAACACCAACGCUCCAACACCAACGCUCCAACACCAACGCUCCAACACCAACGCUCCAACAACGCUCCAACACCAACGCUCAACACAACGCUCCAACACCCAACGCUCCAACACCAACACCACCACCUCCCUUCAAAAAAGUCCUAUUGCCGUCUUGAGAGCCAUCCUUGUCAACCCAAGAAGGAAUUGGUUCUUUACGGCUGAACCUCCGGAGUCCCCGCUAUUACUCCAUUUUACCUGCCCGUCUAAUCUAUCUCCAAAGUUCGCGCAGGAAUUUGAUACUUAUGAAGUUAUCAGCAUAAAGUGUCAUAGACGUCAGGGUGAUUAG